Messenger RNA from Exophiala aquamarina CBS 119918, 1482 nucleotides. RefSeq lists its product as uncharacterized. The coding region runs from base 1 to 1482 and encodes 493 amino acids. Gene Ontology annotation, molecular function: transmembrane transporter activity. Gene Ontology annotation, biological process: transmembrane transport. The transcript is spliced from 3 exons. NCBI's taxonomy places the organism in Eukaryota, Fungi, Ascomycota, Eurotiomycetes, Chaetothyriales, Herpotrichiellaceae. The record is from RefSeq and is a predicted model, not a curated record.
AUGGACGAAACUGUACCAUUGCUUCGCGAUGAAGCGUUAGAUGUCCCGAUUAAACCUUCAAGGACGGGUUCAGAUAUAGUCGACUUUGAGCGGAAGGGCGAUCCAGAUAACCCUCGAGACUGGCCAAACAGUUACAAGUGGGCCGUUGUUGGCAUGCUCGCCUUCAUGUCAUUUACGGUCACAUUCACAUGCAUUUCUGUUGUGCCAAUCGCCAAUCGAAUGAUUUCUGAUCUCAACGGUGGCGAGUCUGAGAAGUCCGCCAGCGUGCUGCUCGUCACCAUCUGGGAGCUCGGUGAAGCUGCAGGUCCAUUGUUUAUUGCACCAUUAUCAGAAGUCGUCGGACGAUACCCUGUCAUAAAUGCUUGCAAUGUGCUGUUCAUCUUUGCGACCAUCCUGGCUUCAGUGAGCCAAAGCACCUCGCUCUUAAUCGGUGCAAGAGCCUUGACAGGCCUUGCCGUGGCGACCAACGUGUUGAACCCUGCCAUUGUUGGGGACAUAUUUAUCGAGGAACAUAGAGGCUCCGCCAUGAGCCUCAUUAUGCUCGCGCCUUUAGUCGGAGGUGCCAUUGGGCCAGCAAUCAGCGGUGCUAUUGCCCAGGAUCUAGGCUGGCGGAAGGUGCUCCUAAUGUCCGCCAUUUUAUCCGGAGUGGCCGAGAUCUUGUUUCUGCUUUGCUUCAGCGAAACUUACCAGGUUGCCAUACUCAGGCGCAGGGCCGCCAAACUGAGGAAAGAAACCGGCAUUGUCACCCUACGGACAGCCUUUGAUGCCAAGGACGAAGGCAGCUCGAACAAAUUCCGCGACUCGAUCAUGAGGCCCGUACUUGUAUAUCUGGACUCAAGUGUCCUGCAAGCAAUUUCAAUGUUCGGUUCGCUGAUUUUCACAUAUUUUUAUAUCUUGAGCACGACCCUCCCAGAUAUCUUGAUGGACAUAUACGGGUUAUCGCCUGCUUUGACCGGUGUCUCUUUCAUAUCCUUCAGCGCCGGAUCCAUCUUCUCCAUCCUCGCCCUAAACCUUUACCUAGACCGGAUAUUCGUCAGGCUCCGCAAGUCCAACAACGGGAUCGGGUUGCCAGAAUAUCGCCUGCCGUUAGCCAUCGUGGGCGCCUUCAGCAUGCCAUUCCUGAUAGCGGCCUUCGGCUGGAUCGCCGAGCUUCGCCUCCCUCUACCAUUACUCCUGUUCACCCUCGCAUUGAUCGGCAACUCCACCAUGCUCGGUUUCCUGCCGGUCACUGCAUACGUCGUCGAUGCCGCCAAGCUGUACGCCGCCUCCGCCAUGACCGCCUUGAUCGUGACGAGAUGUCUCAUAGGCACAUUCUUACCCCUGACCACCGCGCCUCUAGUCAGGAAAUUCGGCUACGGCCUGGCUUUCACGAUCCUCGGCGGUGCGAGCCUUGUUCUAGCGCCUAUCCCUGUGGUAGUCUUCAGAUAUGGCGCAAAAUGGCGAAAGGGCUCCCAAUAUACCCGAGAUAAUGCGGACGACUAG